AUGAUUACUAUUUCAUUUUGCAGUUUUUCCAUUAAGUUAGUAAUAUUGGAGGUAAUUGUUGAAGUUGAAAGUGAAGUAGAUGUAAAAUUUCGGAGAAUGAUCCAUGGAAAAACAAACGAUAUGCGAUGGCUUUUCAAAGUUCAUCACAUAUGUACAGCACUUCUCUAUGUAGUUUUUCAAUUAUGCCUAUUUAUGAAUUUGUAUGUUAUAUUGAGUAGAGAAGAUACAAUAUUCUAUUUAAGAGUUUACCAUUCGAUAAUCGCACUGUUGAUGUUUUGUUGUGGUAUUGUCGAAUUGGAAUUUCUUAUACGCACAAGAAAUUUGCCAAAACUCGAGGAACCUCAUGAAAUUCCUGGCCCUGCCCUUAUUGGAGCUGUUGCAUUAACAAUAGGGAUAGUGUUAGGAUACCUGUACUUUAUAAUUUUUAACUAUGCAUUCCAGAAUUGUGAUAAACUAGUCGACGCGAUUUACACCUCAGAACUAUGGUUAGAAUCAUGCUAUGACAUUCUUAUGGCAUCUUUUUCUGCGUUAUCUUUUGUAUACAUCCUUCAAAGACGAUACUAUGGAGCAAUAAAUUCGAAUCUGGACAAGGAGUUGUGUCAAAGAAAGGAACUGGAGAGCUACUGGUGCCCCGUAGUGAGGCGAAACUAUGAAUGCAGCCCAAGUGAUGAUCUCCACGGAACACAAAAAAUGUGGUACUAUAUCAAUAAAGGAAUACUUUCGAGUUCCAUAAUUUCAUGCGCUUCUGAGUUCUUCCCUGUGCUGUUAGUUGGACAUUGGUUAGCCUGUGGAGGAGCUGAAGAGAAGGCGGAGGAUAUAGAACGUCGACAACAAUUACGACAAGGUGUGCGUGGAUUGAUGAAGGAGUUUUUCAAGGAUAUUUCUCGUGUUUAUGUUGCUGCUCCUGCAAUGAGUGUGCCGCCUCUUCAUAUUAGUCCUUAUCUCUUGUUGUUCUUCUGGAUCAUUACUCCAAUAGCAUCACUAGCUUGUGUUAUACGAUGGCUGGUGUAUUUCUAUUGGACAAUAGAUUUUGAUCACCUCAUAGAAAUUCAUUGGAUGACAAAUGAUAUCGUUUCGUUGGUGGCUAAUGUAAUUCAACUUAUCUUCUUCCUUGGGGUGUACAUGUUCACAUGGUACUUGACAAAUGAUAGGUUGGAUGCUCAUCACAAAGCUCACGCACGAGGAGAUAUCACAAUUUUAUUUGGAUGUUGUAUCGUUCUUCUCAUCAAACUAAUCUUACAAUCGAUUGAAGUAGAAUACCAAAGGAAGGAUGGUUUUAUCAAUCUUGGUGAUGCAAUUAUUUCGACGGUUUGUUAUGCAACAAUACAGGCUUCUCAAUGGUUGCAGUACCUUUCAGUAAGGCGGAUAUUGGCAAUGUCAGACAGCGACUGUCGGGCGACUAAGAAAUUCAUGCCUAUGGCUGCAUUGGGAGGACUACUCAUGGCAUGGAUCCACUUCGGGAUUACAUUCUUCGAUACAUCUCUCAUCAAAUAUCAGCUUACAGAUGAAAACUUCGAUUUUUCACAAACAACCUUGGUUUGCAUGAUUUUUACGCAAACCAUCUUCCCAGCAGAUUAUCUGUUCGCUUUCACCGUUAGUGGAUGUUACUUGGAGCUGCUACAAAGGUAUUUGAAUAUGGGUUACUUCCAGCUGGGCACUCCACGACUAAGCUUGAGUGUUGGACAUAACCACCAUGAAAUCAAGGAGACAAGUAAACGCUUUGACCGUGGGCCUAACAUUGCAACUAUGAUGCAUGCCGCAAACACUAUGUAUAGGAAACGAAUGGAAAGCGGUUCCGAGACUACAACAACGACGAGUAGCGGAAGAGUAUCGUUGGCAGGAGUUAAAGAAGAAUGA
Molecule: messenger RNA, 1857 nt
Organism: Necator americanus (New World hookworm)
Lineage: Eukaryota; Metazoa; Nematoda; Chromadorea; Rhabditida; Ancylostomatidae
Exons: 18
Coding region: 1-1857 (618 amino acids)
Source: RefSeq, a predicted model, not a curated record